CAAAUUGAGAAGGUUUAAGAAAUGUUGUCUUAGUUACUCUAAGUCACCCGAGGGAGAACUUGUGUCCUAAGAGAACCCACAUGUCUGAUUGUCUUCCAUUGACAGUUAAGGCAUCAGAAGCCCUGCCCUCUGAGGGCCAACACAACUGUGUGCAUUCAGGCUGGAGACGCAUCCAUCACAGCUGAGUCAAGAGGCUGAGUGCUCAGUCGGAUCUGUCGCUUACUGAUAAUGUUGUGGAGCUGAUGACAGGGUGUCAGCCUCUGUCCAGCCUCCCUCUACUGACUGUACAAACAGCCCCAGCCAUGUGGCGUUCAUACUUUCUGCUGGCGGCGCUGUUGUGGAGGGCAGACCCAGUGUCAGGGUUCAGUAAUGGGAAGGUGAGUGUUGCCUGUGGAGACAUGGUGCCUCAGCAUGAACAUGACCCCAGCCCUGCCCCCCCUCCCUUCAGCAUCACCGUGGAUACAUCCUCAUUCAGCCCUGGUGACAACAUCACGGUGACUUUACAAGUGGCCUCCUCCACCCCCACAUACUUCAUGGGCUUCCUGAUAGAAGCUCGGGAAGCUGGGAAAUUGAACUCCCAAGCCGUGGGUUCCUUCGUCCUCACUGACCCGCAGGAGUCCCAGCUGCUGCAGUGCGGACACACUCAGGGAUCUGGGGUGAGCCACAGGAGAGGCAAAAGAAAGACUCACAUUCAGGCGGUGUGGGAACCUCCAAACAACCCUCCACAAAGAGUCCAGUUUCUUGUGACAGUGGUGCACGAGUUUGAGGUGUACUGGGUGAGGAUUAAAGGUCCCGUGGUGUCUCUUAAAGGAUCGACUGCUGCUCCAUCAACUCCUGUUCCUGCUCCAACCACCAGCUCCACCCCUCUGUCUGAACCGUUUAGUUCAGCGGGGUGUGGACGCAGUAAAUCUUGCCUCAGAGAUCCAGUGGGCUGUCACCCAGAGUCAGAUCCCGCCUGUUUCUUCCUGUCGUUCGUUACUGAUCAACCUGGAUCGAGUGUGAUGUUUGAAUUGAGCGGGCCAGCAGAAGGAUACUUGGCCUUUGCCCUCUCUCUGGACAAAUGGAUGGGGAAUGAUGAAGUCUACAUGUGUGUGAAUGAUGGAGGUAGCGUUACCAUCAGUGCUUCAUACGUCUCUGGACGAACACACCCUGAGCUGGAGAUGCAGAACCUGUGGGGUCGGGCAUGGAGGUUUGCUGAUGGGUCAAUCCAAUGUCGUUUCCAAAGGAAAACCUUUCUCCCUCAUGCCGAGGGCAGGUUCAACUUAAACCAGAGCUACUUCCUGUUUCUUGCAAACGGAAGAUCCCACCAGGGUUUAAUCCACAGACACGAUCGCCAACCUCUCAUCUCCACCAACCAGAAGGAGAUCACGGGUCAUCCUGAGGAUCUAUGUGGCUCCCGCUCCCCUCUGCUCAUCAAGUUUCAUGGUGUUCUAAUGCUGACGGUCUGGAUGUGGAUGGUGAGCACAGCCAUCUUCAUCGCUCGCCACUACAAAAACACCUGGCCUGAGACGACUGUGCUGGGACAAAAGCUCUGGUUUCAGCUUCAUCGAACCAUGAUGGUGUUGGCUGUGCUUCUUACUGGAGUGGCCUUCACCCUGCCUUUUAUAUACAGAAGGGGAUGGAGCAAGCGUGCAGGCUCUCACCCUUACAUAGGCUGCACCGUCAUGGCUCUGUCAGUCAUCCAGCUCAUUAUGGCAGCUCUGCGACCGGCCCCGGACUCCCCCAGGAGGAUUAUCUUCAACUGGAUGCACUUUGUGACAGGCACGGGUGGCCAGAUACUCGCUGUGGCAUGUGUGUUCCUGGGUGUCGCUCAGCAGGCGCUGCUGUUACCCGGCCCCUAUUCUCCCGCAAUGCUGACUGCAUGGCUGCUGUGGAUCGUGCUGGCACACCUGCUGCUUCAAAUUCAUUCCUGCAGACUCAGGAGAGGAGGGAGCAGCGACAGUGAGGACAAGGAGAACAUUCGGUUUGCUCAGUCAGGGAGGCAGCAGCCUGAAGAGAAAUCCCAAGUCAAGAAGAUGGUGUUUGUGGUGUUCCUGAUGGGAAACACAGCGUUCCUGGCUGCCUUUUUAAAAGCUAUUGCAAGUGUGUGAUGAUCACAAAGGAUUAUCUAUGUAAUCGAGUGCAUAUUUCUGCUUUUGAAGGACACUUUCUGUUGCUAUUACUUGGUGUAAGUUACUUAAUUCAUAACUCUGGGGAUAUUUUAAAUAGUACCGCAACCAGACCUUCAUUUUCAAACCCGUUAGAUUCCUAGGAAUGUACUGAGCACAUUUAUACUCCGCAGAGAGUGAACCAUUUCCAUUUCGGAUAAUUGAGCAACUUUCCCUGUGCCCCCCUCAGGCUGUUAUCUUUGCACACAAGUAAUCUCAUUAUGAAAAAACACCCGACAAACGAAGCCAACGUUCUGCUUUCACAUUGUUUAUUGUUGCACUAGUCUCUUCAAUAAUUGCACGAGGAAUACAAAGUAAAAAGCCCCCGAAUAUUAAGUCAUAAGCCUGAAAAAGCCAUGUCAGGGACUUUUCACACAAUGUUUAAACAUCAGCAAGCAACCUUGAGAUUUUGUAAGCUAUAAUUGAACAAUGAAGCGUACAAACAUGGGAUGUAAAAACAAUGCUGUUUAAGGUCAGUCCAAUCUAAGGAAAAGAAGCUCUAAGAAGCUGAAGAUAACAAGGCUUUGUAAAUAAUGAUAACGAUCAUCAUUCAAUAGUUUUAUUUUUAGGAAAUCCCUUUUUUUUCAGACAAUUGUCCUGGAACAUAAAAAAAGAAGUUGAAUGAAAAUAAGAUGUAAGUAUACUGUAUCUUCACUUUACAGUAUAUAAAGGAACAUUCAUUUAUAGUUAUAUCGUAUAGAGAAUAAAAUACCAUCUUUUGGAAA
This is a messenger RNA of Eleginops maclovinus (Patagonian blennie), 2872 nucleotides long. RefSeq names its product putative ferric-chelate reductase 1. Gene Ontology annotation, cellular component: membrane. The transcript is spliced from 17 exons. Lineage: Eukaryota; Metazoa; Chordata; Actinopteri; Perciformes; Eleginopidae. Bases 243 to 2090 code for a protein of 615 amino acids. The record is from RefSeq and is a predicted model, not a curated record.